GCCGGUGUUCCGACACAAUCAUCACACCAGAACACAAACACAGAGCAGAGCAUCACAGCAAGAGGAGUGAUCUGAUCGAGAUGGCCGCCGCCACCAUGGCUCUCACCUCCCGUGCGCUCGUCGGCAAGCCGGCGGCCAGCACCAGGGACGUGUUCGGCGAGGGCCGCAUCACAAUGCGCAAGACCGGUGGCGCCAAGCCGAAGCCCGCGGCGUCCGGCAGCCCGUGGUACGGGCCCGACCGCGUCCUGUACCUCGGCCCGCUCUCCGGCGAGCCCCCGAGCUACCUGACCGGCGAGUUCCCCGGUGACUACGGCUGGGACACCGCCGGGCUCUCGGCCGACCCCGAGACCUUCGCCAAGAACCGCGAGCUGGAGGUCAUCCACUCCCGCUGGGCCAUGCUCGGCGCGCUCGGCUGCGUCUUCCCCGAGCUGCUCGCCCGCAACGGCGUCAAGUUCGGCGAGGCCGUCUGGUUCAAGGCGGGUUCCCAGAUCUUCAGCGAGGGCGGCCUUGACUACCUCGGCAACCCGAGCCUGAUCCAUGCGCAGAGCAUCCUCGCCAUCUGGGCCUGCCAGGUCGUGCUCAUGGGCGCCGUCGAGGGGUACCGCAUUGCCGGCGGCCCGCUCGGCGAGGUCGUCGACCCGCUCUACCCCGGCGGCAGCUUCGACCCGCUGGGGCUCGCCGACGACCCCGAGGCCUUCGCCGAGCUCAAGGUCAAGGAGCUCAAGAACGGCCGCCUCGCCAUGUUCUCCAUGUUCGGGUUCUUCGUGCAGGCCAUCGUCACCGGCAAGGGGCCCCUGGAGAACCUCGCCGACCACCUCGCCGACCCCGUCAACAACAACGCCUGGGCCUACGCCACCAACUUCGUCCCCGGCAAGUGAGUGAGCGAGGAUGGGCAUGGGUGGAUGACGCGCACGGCGAGGUGAAGCGACCGGCCGGGGGUGGGGUCGCCGUAGACGUAUGUAUUCGUAUGUACUGCAACGUGUACGAGUAUUUGUGAAGGAAGGAAGCCUGGGACCACAGGUUGUUGUACCAGUAGUGUAUUUGUACGCAUGUUCUGGACCGGAUCAAUGAAAUAUGCACCUCGUUGUAAAUAAAUUUUAUAAUUAGUAGUAUGUUUUUACUGAAUAUUUA
Molecule: messenger RNA, 1131 nt
Organism: Setaria italica (foxtail millet)
Lineage: Eukaryota; Viridiplantae; Streptophyta; Magnoliopsida; Poales; Poaceae
Product: chlorophyll a-b binding protein of LHCII type 1
Exons: 1
Coding region: 81-878 (265 amino acids)
Biological process (GO): response to light stimulus; photosynthesis, light harvesting in photosystem I
Cellular component (GO): plastoglobule; chloroplast thylakoid membrane; chloroplast envelope
Source: RefSeq, a predicted model, not a curated record